CAAAAUAUCUCCGCCACAAGAAAACACUACAAAUUCAGCAAACUGGCCAAACGGAUCAUUAGAUUAGAAAGCCAUCAUCGCCAUGGAUGAUCAUCAAGAGGAAGCGCCGGAGAAGGUGAAGCUUUUCGGCAUGUGGGCGAGCCCCUACGUCCUCAAGGUAAAAUGGGCUCUCAGCAUCAAGGGCGUGGAGUACGAGUACGUGGAGGAGGACCUGAGGAACAAGAGCGACGACCUCCUGGAGCACAACCCCGUGCACAAGAAGGUCCCCGUGCUGCUCUACCGCGGCAAACCGGUGGCGGAGUCCGACGUCAUCGUCGAGUUCGUCGACGAGGCGUGGAGCUACCGCGGCGGCCGCAUCCUCCCCGACGACCCCCACGAGCGCGCCAUGGCCCGCUUCUGGAUGAGGUUCGUGCACGACAAGCUCUCGCCGCCGAUCUGGAAGUGGUUCACGGCGGCGCCAGGCGAGGGCCAGAAGGCCGCGCUGGGGGCCGCCGUGGAGCAGCUGCAGGUCCUGGAGGACUUGCUCGCCCUCGGCGGCAAGGAUUUCUUCGCCGGGGAGAGCGUCGGGCUCGUCGACCUGUCGCUCGGCGCGUUGGCGUACGUGAUCCCGAUGUACGAGGAGAUCAUCGGCGUGAGGAUGGUCACCGAGGAGAGGUUCCCGUCUCUGUCGGCGUGGAUGGGGCGGUUCUUGGACUCGCCGCCGGUGAAGGAUCACCCGCCGCCAGUGGAGAGGCUGAAACCCAGGUACCGAGCCAUGCGCGAAGCCUUUCUGAACAUGGGCUAGCUCAAAGGCACUGUCUGCGUCUUCAGUUAUGAUUAAAGUAUAAGAAUGCUUGUACUAGCAUGAUAUAUACAGUCCUAGCCCGCAAAAAAAAAGGAUAUAUAUAUGGUCCAGUGCAUCUUUGUGUUUA
Molecule: messenger RNA, 911 nt
Organism: Triticum dicoccoides
Lineage: Eukaryota; Viridiplantae; Streptophyta; Magnoliopsida; Poales; Poaceae
Product: glutathione transferase GST 23-like
Exons: 2
Coding region: 83-784 (233 amino acids)
Biological process (GO): glutathione metabolic process
Cellular component (GO): cytoplasm
Molecular function (GO): glutathione transferase activity
Source: RefSeq, a predicted model, not a curated record